Molecule: messenger RNA, 1731 nt
Organism: Miscanthus lutarioriparius
Lineage: Eukaryota; Viridiplantae; Streptophyta; Magnoliopsida; Poales; Poaceae
Source: the annotation of a GenBank genome assembly
AUGGCAACGUUUGGUAGGGCAAGACCUGCUCUGCCAGUAGUCGCAUGGUCUUGCGCCAUGGCCACGGCACUGGCUCUCGCGACGGUGGUGCCUGUUACGUCCGGAAAGGGAGACGAGGCGGCCGUCGUCUCAGGGAUCGCGGCCACCUGGGCGGCGUCCAGUGCGAACGUCACGUUGCUCUGCCGGUCGACGCCGUACCCGCACGCGUGCGAGACCGCGCUCACGUCGGCGGAGGCGCGGUCGGCGCGGGACUCGUUCGCGGCGUCCGUCCAGUUCGCGAUGGCUCGGGUGACGACGGCGCGCGCGCUGGCGCGGAACCUCUCCGCGUCCGCGUCCGCAGCGCCGCCCGCGCCGGCGCCGUCGGGCAUGCACGACUGCGCCGAGCUGCUCGGCAUCAGCCUCGCGCAGCUCCGCGACGCGCUCGCGGGGUCCGCGGCCGACGCGGACGGGGCCACGACGUGGCUCAGCGCCGCGCUGACGAACCAGGGCACCUGCCGCGACAGCCUAGCCUCCGUGCCGAUGCCGGACGAUCCCGUGGGCAGCGACGACGUGCGCAGGCAGGUGGCCGCGCUCGCGCGGUUCAUCAGCACCGCGCUGGCGCUGCACGUCAGGAAGGUCAAGGGCGGGAGCGGCGUCCCGCCAUCCACCGCGGCCGCCGCGCCGUCACAUGAAGGCGCCACGUUCCCGUCCUGGCUGUCCGAGCACGACAGGAGGCUCCUGGAGUCGCCGUCCCCGGCGACCACCAACGACAUCGUCGUCACGCCGGACGCCGUGGUGGCGCUGGACGGCAGCGGGACGCACACGAGCAUCAACGAGGCGAUCGCCGACGUCACGGCGGAGGUGGGCACCGAGGCGAGCGGCGGCCGUGGAGUAGGGGUCUCCAGGAGGAGGAAGGUGAUUCACGUGAAGGCCGGGCGGUACGAGGAGAGCGUGAGCAUCUCGUACCAGCAGGCGAACGUGAUGCUGGUGGGCGACGGCAAGGGGAAGACGAUCAUCGACGGCGACAGGAGCGUCGCCGGUGGAUACACCACCUGGUCCUCCGCCACCGUCGCUGCCAUGGGCGCGGGCUUCAUCGCCAAGGGCGUGAGCAUCCUCAACAGCGCCGGGCCGGGGCAGGGCCAGGCGGUGGCGCUGCUGGUGAGCGGCGACCGCUCCGUGGUGUACCAGUGCGAGGUGAAGGGCCACCAAGACACGCUCUUCGCGCACUCUAACCGCCAGUUCUACGCCGACAGCGACAUCUCCGGCACGGUGGACUUCGUCUUCGGCAACGCCGCCGCAGUGCUGCAGCGCUGCAACAUCCAAGCCAGGAGGCCCCGACAGGGGCAGCAGGACGUCGUCACGGCGCAGGGCCGCGCCGACCCGAACCAGAACACGGGGUUCUCCAUCCACCAGUGCCGGGUCACCGGCGCGCCGGACCUUGGGGAGACGCCGGUGUACCUCGGCCGCCCGUGGCGGAGGUACGCGCGGGUGGCCGUCAUGGCGACCGCACUCGACGGCUCCGUCGCGCCGGCCGGGUGGCUGCAGUGGUCGGGCCAGACCGCGCCCGCCACGCUCUACUACGGGGAGUACCGGAACACCGGCGCCGGCGCGGCGACGGCCGGACGGGUGACGUGGACUGGCGUGCACACGUCGAUGUCCACGGAGGAUGCCACGGGGUUCACCGUGGCGAAUUUCAUCAUGGGAGAUUCGUGGUUGGAUGCCACUGGAGUGAAGUAUACUUCGGGACUGUAA